AUGGCGGAGUCCAGCAGCCUACAUGCCGAUUAUCGGGCUGGCUUCGACAUAGGCGCAUCAUCCGACGAAGAGGGUUUUGAGUCUACUGCGAGUACAGCCUCAGUGGCAUCUGAGGGAAUACCAGCAGAGAAAACCCUAUCGCAGACGGAAUCGGCGACGAUGUUGAAUCAUAGCGAACCAGAUAAACCCCAACAAUCAACCGACUGUGCUAAAUCAGAGGCAACUAGUGCUGGGACUGAUCCUACAACUCUGGCAGCGAGGACGGCGAAGAGUCAUUCCGCAGAUGGUGUGAGAACCGUAGAAGCGAAUAAGCCUCUACAUUUGCUUGGUCUGCCUAUGGAUGUCUUACAAGAAAUCAUCAAGGAGGUCACGCAUACCAAUGAUUUGACGUCGCUGGCUCUGACAUGCUCAACGCUUCACUCUCUAGCCAUUCCUCAGAUGUAUUCGCGAUUCGAUAUUGUCUGGCCUGACACGUUGUCAUCUUCUGAUCAUCCAGCUGGAGUUGACGCCCUCUCCUACGGCUUGGCGACAUUAGUAAUGGGGGAAGAUAUCUUUCACGAACUACCGCCUACAUACCGGUCAGAUGGGUCUUGUCCACACUGGGGCUUCAAUAAUUCCUGCACCCGAUCAAGUACACAAAGAGGGAUAGAUCCUAUAAGGAGGGUUCGCCGAGGGAAUUAUUAUGCGCAAUAUACCCGCAAAUUCUCAGUGGGAAAUGGGCCGUUGAUUUGGGUUCAAGAGUACUCUGUGACCAAGGAGACGGGGAAAAUGCUGGGGACUUUGGUUGCCUUGGCCAUUGCUCGGAUGGUUAAUUUGGAGACAUUCGUAUGGGACAUGCCUACCGGUGUUCUCAGAGACGUGUGGAUUGCACUUGCGUCAUUAGCAGAUCGACCAGGACAUCGAUGUCGCUUGGAGCGUGUUUGGGUCAGAUGGCACGAUAACUCGGAAAGUCCAGUGCGCGCUGCCUCGGCUGCGUCUUCUCUUACGCUUCCACAAACACAGGCCGGUGCUGCUUCUCCCGCCACCAUUUCACCAUUACUCCACAGAUAUGGUCAUGUGGAGUAUCCGUCCCUAUCGAUAGUGCCUCCGCUGAAGAGUUUGAGUGUGCUCGACAUUGACGAGCCGUCGUAUAUUGAGGAAGCAGCAGUACUCAUUCACCGUUCUUGGGAUCGGAUGAAGGAGCUACGCAUUGGCAUUUCCUCAAGGGUCUACCAGGCAGAUUGGCUAAAGCCGUUAGGAGGGUCCUCUCGGGAGCCAGCUAGCACUGUAAGGACGGGUUGGCCUAAGAUCGGAGGUGUCCUGGGAGCUCUACUAGGCAAGUCUGAUGAUCAGCCAUGUCCGGAUAGGGUGACGGACGAAGCUUCUUCGAAAAAAGUGCCCGAGAGCGGGAGCAUUGGAGAUGCUUCAAGUAGUCCUACUCCUCAGCCCACUGCAUCAUCAGAACAGAGUCUAAACGCUGAGGCAGACUCCGCUACCCCUUCUACACCUGCACAACCAUCCCCGGCUCAAUCUUCGGUAAUAAAAGACCAGACUGAAUCCUCUAGUUCUGUCUCAAAACCGGCUCCCUCUUUUACACUGACCUCGGAUGCUGGAUCAAAAGACCACCUGCUGCAACUGGAAACUUUAGCGCUAGAGCGCGUGCCUUUGUCCAUCCCGGUUAUGCUGAAUAGUCUUGAUUGGACUCAGCUCACGUCUCUAACAAUCCUCCGCUGUGAAGGGCAUGAGAAGCUUUGGCGGUCACUGCGUCGCCAAUUUUCUCCAUCCUCCGCACCUCCCUCAUCUCCGAGGACAGGGAGAAAAGGUGGCAAUGGCCAAGAAGGCCUCUCAUCAGAACACUUUCUGAGACUCAAACACAUCCAUACGGAUGCUGUGUCUCCAUAUCUACUACUAUUUAUCAAGGACACCCUUGCUCCUAAUACCCUCGAAACGCUGUUUUUGCACGAGGCUCCCAUGUAUGACUCUAUCGUCCAAAUUGACGCCAUAUACCGGAAUGUCAUGCGGCAUCAUCGGAUGAGCCUUAAAAAGGUACUUAUUGAUAGUACGGAGCGGUCAGUAGGCGGUGUUGAAAUUGCCACCAGUCGCUGGCGUAAAUGGAUGUUCACGCGAGAUAUGGUUUCCUUUGUCACCAGCGGACGCAUGCCCCGGCUGCGCGAAUUAUCCAUGACUAUACACUCUAAGGACUGGCACUAUUUCUUACAGCGACUGCCCAACGUUCCGCAACUUCGAGCUAUCCAUAUUCCUCACAUCGCCCAUCCCGUGCAUCGGGAUCCGAAAGAACUAGCACUGCAAAUCCUAGACAUUAUCAUCAUCCGGCCGGAGGUGGGGCUGAGUUACGUGGGCAUGCAAAACAAGUGCUACGAAAUUCUGGAGGGCAAACGUGGUGAUAAAGUCGAGUUUGACGAUGCAGAUGACAGCCACAGCGAAGGUCUUGGACCCGGCAUCGACUGGUCAGCGUCAGAGUCGGAAGAGGAUGGAUCUGACGGUACGGGUGCAGCCAGCGCGAUGGAUUCAAACUCGGAGCUGUCCUCAGACCGAGCAUUGUCGGACAUAGACGACUCCGAUCUCGAGAACCAUAGGUCACGGGUGACAUUUCGGCUGCGGGAGAUUCUGUUUUAUGAUGACAAAAUCGCCAUUUUCAAAGCGCGGCAUGGAGUUCUAUGA
Molecule: messenger RNA, 2661 nt
Organism: Aspergillus tanneri
Lineage: Eukaryota; Fungi; Ascomycota; Eurotiomycetes; Eurotiales; Aspergillaceae
Exons: 3
Coding region: 1-2661 (886 amino acids)
Molecular function (GO): protein binding
Source: RefSeq, a predicted model, not a curated record